Aspergillus alliaceus is the source of this 2098-nucleotide messenger RNA. RefSeq names its product PAP2 domain protein. Gene Ontology annotation, molecular function: sphingosine-1-phosphate phosphatase activity. The transcript is spliced from 5 exons. The coding region runs from base 220 to 1815 and encodes 531 amino acids. Gene Ontology annotation, cellular component: endoplasmic reticulum membrane. The record is from RefSeq and is a predicted model, not a curated record. NCBI's taxonomy places the organism in Eukaryota, Fungi, Ascomycota, Eurotiomycetes, Eurotiales, Aspergillaceae.
AUUGAUCGGCUGUGUUCCUAUUUCUCCCCCACCCCCCCUUGAUUGACAACCAGUGGACGAAGGACAGUUGGUGGAAAAUUGCAAUUUCUGCUGUCCGAAUGGUUUUCGGGUGAUAUUGUCACCGGCGUUGAGACAUUGGACUGAGCAGAUCCUCCGUAGGAUCUAUGGGGAAACCGCAAUUUUAGCGUCAAUCGGAUUUGAACGGCCACCGUCUACAACAUGGCCAAAGAGCCAAAUGGCAUACCGGAUGCUGGGCUGAGAAGCCUCAAUCAUUAUCGCAAUCAGCUCCCAUCCUGGCGGUAUUGGCCGCGACAGAAACUGCUCCCGUUAGUUCGAUAUGAGACGCCAUAUCUCGCUUGGUUGCAGGAAAAGGUCCGCACUCCGGCCCUAGACUCCUACUUCGCAUUUACGGCCAAUCUCGGAACUCACACGUUUUUCAUGGUCUUCUUGCCGAUACUGUUCUGGAAUGGGUAUACAAGCUUAGGCCAUGGUAUGGUCAAUCUUCUGGCUUCUGGCGUCUUCUUUAGCGGUUUUAUCAAAGACUUGCUGUGCCUCCCGCGCCCGCUAUCGCCUCCUCUACAACGGAUUACCAUGUCCGGCUCCGCUGCGUUGGAGUAUGGGUUUCCCUCGACUCACUCGACCAACGCGGUCUCAGUCGCCGUGUAUGCGCUUGCCCUAUUAAACAUGCCCGAUUCGUCCUUGAGCCCAGCUGUCAAUGUGUUCCUGCAAGGGAUCACCUACCUCUACGUUACCUCGAUUGUGUUUGGCCGGCUGUACUGUGGUAUGCAUGGCUUCUUCGAUGUGGUCAUUGGCUGCUUGCUAGGCGCCUUACUGGCAGUGGUGCAAUAUGCAUACGGCACCGUCUUCGACGAGUUUGUGGUCUCGGCUAGUGGGAAACAGAUCAUACUGGUGGUGUUGGUGAUCCUCGCGCUUGUCCGCCUUCAUCCAGAGCCCGCCGAUGAUUGUCCCUGUUUCGAUGAUAGUGUUGCCUUUGCGGGUGUGAUACUUGGAUUGAAAGUGGCUUACUGGCACGUAGCGAAAACUAGUAUCACAUGGGAUGACCCCGUCCCAGCCACCGUUCCAUAUAGGCUUGAUGAAUUAGGAGUGUUCAAGACAGUUUUGCGCCUCAUUCUGGGGGUGACGUUGAUUGUCGUGUGGAGGGAAGUUAUGAAGCCCUCUCUUCUCCGGUUGCUUCCCCCGGUCUUUCGUGGGCUGGAAAAGUUGGGUCUGUUGCUUCCCCGAAGGUUUUUCACAGCAGCAUCGAAAUACACCAAAGUUCCCACGCAACUCAAGGACCAUGAAGUGUUCCCCACUUUCUCCGAGAUCCCAUCAAUCUUCUCGACCAUUCGCCAUCCCCGACAACGAGCGAUCUCUAUCGGCCCCCAAUCAGAGGCUGAUGCCUACGAAACGCUGGCUUAUCGGGAAAAGCGCCGACGGGAGAGUCUGUCGAAUAGCAGCCGAACGUCCCCCCUCCCUGAGGUGGGCCACCAACAAAACGCCCCCGAGGGACAGUACCCUCCGCUGUCCCGGAAACGCUCGAAACUACACGAAUAUGAAAAUAUGAUGGGAACGGGUAGCCCCCGUAUGGCAACCGGUGUCAACGGUGGGGAGAUACCAUCAUCGACUGAGCCAUUCCCCGACCUAGUGCCCGACCCGGAGCCUGACGAAGAAGAGAUGUUUGCGCGAAUUAAGAGACCGCGUGUACGAUACGAUGUGGAAGUGGUUACGAAGUUGGUGGUAUAUUCCGGAAUUGCCUGGAUUGUCAUGGAGGCAGCACCUUUUGUCUUCGCCAAAGUCGGUCUUGCGCCGAACUAAUGUCGCACGAGAAUCAGAAGGAGAGGAGAGGAUGAUUCAGCUGGCUGAAUGUCAUGAGUCAUUUCUAUUUCUGUACCAUAGCUGGGCAUCUAUUGUACAUAUAUGACCUUGAUGCGUUAUGUAACUUUAUUUUCUUUCCUCUUACCAUUUUCUUUUUUCUCAUGUCUAUUUCUAUUUUAGUAACCACUUACCAGUCUGGGUGUUAAUAAACUCCAUGCACAUUGGAAUUGACCAGUAAUUAGUCUAGAUUUCUAAUAGAAAAGCCCGGUACGCAGCAAGCCGC